Molecule: messenger RNA, 1773 nt
Organism: Alligator mississippiensis (American alligator)
Lineage: Eukaryota; Metazoa; Chordata; Crocodylia; Alligatoridae
Product: olfactory receptor 10V1
Exons: 1
Coding region: 12-959 (315 amino acids)
Biological process (GO): G protein-coupled receptor signaling pathway
Cellular component (GO): membrane
Molecular function (GO): olfactory receptor activity; G protein-coupled receptor activity
Source: RefSeq, a predicted model, not a curated record
GCGUCAGAUCCAUGGAGAAUGAAAACCACACUGGACUGACACAAUUCUACUUCCAUCCCCUCUCACCACACCGAGAGAUGCAACUGCUGAUUUUCAUGGCAUUCCUACUUAUGUAUGUGGUCAGUCUCUGUGGGAACUCUGCCAUCACGCUCUUUGUCUGCACUGAUCAUUCCCUUCACACCCCUAUGUACUUCUUCCUGGCCAGCUUAGCAGCACUGGAGGUCUUUUAUUCUUCCUCCAUUGCACCAUUGACCCUGGCCAAUCUCCUGUCUGGGAGGAAAGCCACCAUCUCCCUUGCUGGUUGUGGCACCCAGGUGUUCUUCUUCAUCUUCCUGGGGGGUGCUGAGUGUGUCCUCCUGGCUGUGAUGGCUUUGGAUCAAUAUGUGGCCAUCUGCAACCCACUGCGCUACACCCUUAUUAUGAGUUGGAAGGUCUGUGUAUGCCUUGCAGCUGGGUCACUGGGGCUGGGUUCCCUAUUUGCUCUGCAAUUUACCACUCUCCUCUUCCAUCAGUCAUUUUGUGAUACCAGUGAAAUCAACCACUUCUACUGUGAUGUGAUGCCUGUGCUGCGGCUGGUGUGUGGCAAUACAAAGAGCCUUGAGGCCAUCAUUUUUGCUGCCACCUCCAUAACCCUGACUGUCCCCUUCCUCAUGAUCUGCAUCUCCUAUGUCUUCAUUAUAGCUGCCAUCUUGCAGAUCCACUCUGCAGCUGGCCGUCACCGCGCUUUUUCCACCUGCUCCUCCCACCUAACCAUCGUUCUUCUGCAAUAUGGCUGUGCAAUAUUCACUUACUGUCACACCAGCUCUACCUACUUCCCAGAACAAGGGCAAGUGGUGUCUGUAGUCUAUACCUUUGUCACCCCUUUAGUGAACCCCCUGAUUUAUAGUAUGAGGAACAAGGAGCUGAAGGACGCCUUCAGUAGAGUGCUGGGAAGGAAGUUGCUUUUCCAGAGGGAGUGAUGAGCUUUGGCUAUCUAAUUAAAUGAAUAAUCCUUGGAUGACUCAAGCAGCUUGGGAGAAGGACAUGGAAGAUUCCAUCUUUGGGGUGCCGGUUACAUUCUGGAUUCAGGCUGUGGUACUGAUAGAUAGUUUGGAGUGUUUGGGGGUGAAUUUGUCAAGGUACCAUGACACCUCAUGGGAGUUCCAUGGUAAGGCCAAGCCUUGAUCAAGCAGAAGUCAUGCUGAAGACAACUCAUGUCCAUUCUUCUGUAAAGGCUCCAUUUCCAGACUAAUGAAAAGUGGAUCAUUUUGCCAGUGUUAUAUUUUUCCUUUUUUUCCAGCAACAUUAGCAGUUCUGGAGAUUGAAACACAUACUUCAAAUUCAGCAAACCAAUAUUCACGUGGUAAGAAAGAUGUUUUGGCUUGUACCAGAAAUUUCUAUUUAGAUUUGACCAAAUUAUAAGCAGCAGAAAAAUCACCACCUGGACAUGCGCAGUGGAAGGACUAGAUACUUGCUCUAGUUUUCUAAAUUUUCCAGCUGUUCAGCAAGCCUCUUCCUACACCCCUGAAUGGGUUCUACACUGAUACAUGGAAUAACAGAAAGCAUAGAGGUAAAAAGUCUUUGUUCCUGCAUUUCCUAGUUUAGCAAUUCUCAGCACCCACUUGUCACACAGUUCUUCAGCAUAGCUUUUCUGCAUAUGGUUUCUCUGAUUAGAAUGCAGAAGUAGCUGCUGUAGUACAAGCACACUGGAGAUAGACUCUUGAGGGAAAGUGUUGCAGGGUUGGGGGACUGAUUGUCACUGUGAUGAAACUGGAAAUGCUUUGUAAUAACUGU